CACCUAACAACAGUGUGUGGUCUUAAAAAUGGCACCGGGUAGUUAGCGGGUGUCUAGUCUACCAACAAACGAUCAUAUCUUGAUCUACUUAGCUAUAUCUCGAGUACUAGUACCACUUCCGACAGUGUAUAGACCUACUAAAGCUUUCAAGACUCAAUUAAAGCUAAAAAUUCGACUAAGAAACCUUGAAAACAGAAGUCUAAAAGCCUCAAGAGAUCUAGAUGUCCACAGUGAAUUGUGUUAUGGCCGAUGAUCAGGACGAGCCGACUCUGGACCUCACUAUAGAAGCCCUCACUGGGACCGUGUAUGAUCUCUGUGUCAGUCCAUAUGAGACUAUACUGGGCAUUAAGACAAAGAUACAAAACCUCGAGGGCAUCCCCGUCUACCAACAGCAACUGGUAUACGGUAGCAACGAGCUACAAGACGAAUUCUGUUUAGCAGAGUACGCUAUACCGUCCGGUGCUCAACUGAAACUCCUCAUAGCCAUGCGUGGUGGGCCCAUCCAUGCUCAGAGAGUGCACCUUGACCUUGAAGACCCCACCCUGAUGGAAAUAGCGGAGUUCCUUGAUUCCCAGGCCGGGGACAAGUACACUGUCAUGUUGGUACGCAAUGGUGAGGAUCUGGACACAGCCAAUCUGGUCCGGGUCCAGAUGCACGAGGAUAGUUGUGAAUCACUCAGCUGUAGCCCUGUGCACAUGUCUGAGUCACACAGGAGAAUCAGUGGACCAAGUAAUGAGGAGGAGCAUGCAGUGAUGCGAGAUAAGGUGAAAGACCUGAUGGCUAAACUGAAGAAGGUUCGUUCCUAUCGCCACAGCCCGUCCACUGCAACACUUCAACGCAAGACAACCUCCAAAGUUCUCAUUCUCGAGAGUAGAGCUUCUUCCAGUCGGAUCCUCCAUAACUCAUCAAGAGGGUCGCCCCUGAGGAAGGCAGGAUAUAAUGAACCACUGUCGACAGCACCAAGACGACUCUUGUUCCCUGCUGAGGAGAGGACCUGCUAUCAUCAUUGUAUCCAGUCAACAAGGUCAAAGUCCAGUGGGAAACGAGCGAUAAGGGGUGUGUCCACUAAAAGAGCACACAGUCCGGAGGAGACUCCGACACUCGGCAAGAAACACCUCUCUAGAGUCAGUGUUGAUGACACAGACUCAGUGUUCCACCCUCCACUAGGGACGAGGAUACAGCCACGCCCACCACAACUCGGACAAUCGUUAGAUGGAAGGAAGGCAACAAAGAGAGUACGAAGGACCAGUCAUGUGGAGAACAUACCGACAGGCAAAAAUACGGACACUCUGGUGGAUCUCAGUGAUCAUUUGUCACGGCUAGGAUUGGAGCCACACCCCUCUUCCAGGCCACACCCCUCUGACAAGCCACGCCCUUCUGACAAAGCCGGCCCACCCCCUGAUAGUCAACACUCUAAAUCAUCAUUCCUACCUCAAAUAUCAUCAGGGGCUGGCCCCGUCUCCUUGACAACAAGCCACGCCCACUCCAGAACUACAACCACCUCACGAAAACUCGGUCAAGGUCCACUACCCCCCCUAGCCAGUGGAUCCCUACCCCCAGUGGGGGGAGGCAAAGUCGUUACUAAACACGUGGGCAAGAGGAAUCGAUGCAUGCAGUGCAGUAAGAGAGUGGGGCUAGCCUCAACGUACACUUGUCGGUGUGGUGGUAUGUACUGUGCUACUCAUCGCUACGCUGAGGCUCACUCGUGUUCCUUUGAUUACAAGAAGGACGGGCGGAGGGUCCUCACUAGAAACAACCCAGUCGUUACUGCUCCCAAACUGCCCAAGAUAUGAACUGAACAGACUAGCCAAAAAUUUUUUUCAGCCGUUUUUCAGUGUUUGUUUUUGUAACCAUUAAUUUUAUGGUAAAGAUCA
Messenger RNA from Halichondria panicea, 1874 nucleotides. RefSeq lists its product as uncharacterized. Gene Ontology annotation, molecular function: protein binding; zinc ion binding. The transcript has 10 exons. Bases 222 to 1793 code for a protein of 523 amino acids. Lineage: Eukaryota; Metazoa; Porifera; Demospongiae; Suberitida; Halichondriidae. The record is from RefSeq and is a predicted model, not a curated record.